UUCAGAUUUGGUUACAAAAGAUGUAAUCUAAACUUUAGGAUAAGGUUUUCAUAUUUUUAUCUUCCCCCUUUGUAAUAGUUAAGCAGCAACAAAGAAAAAAAACAGUAAAUCAAUGGCGAAUCCUUGGUGGGUAGGGAACGUUGCUAUGGGAGGAGUAGAGAGUCCAGUAACGUCAUCAGCUCUUUCUUUGCACCACAGAAGCAAUAACCCAAGUAUGCCUCGGUCGGAUCCAAGAAUGGACCAUGACUUCACCAACAACAGUGGAAGCCCUAACACUCAGACACAGACUCAGAACAGCCAAGACGAACAUAAUAGCCGAGAUGAAGUACUUGCUAUCGAACCCGGAUCUGGAUCCGGGUCUACGGGUCGUCGUCCGAGAGGGAGACCUCCAGGUUCCAAGAACAAACCGAAGAGCCCAGUGAUUGUCUCCAAAGAAAGCCCCAACUCGCUGCAAAGCCACGUCCUCGAGAUAGCCACGGGUGCUGACGUGGCGGAAGCCCUAAACGCCUUUGCUCGUAGACGGGGGAGAGGCGUUUCUGUUCUGAGCGGUAGCGGUUUGGUCACUAAUGUCACACUGCGUCAGCCUGCUGUGUCUGGAGGAGUUGUGUCUCUUCGUGGUCAGUUUGAGAUCUUGUCUAUGUGCGGUGCUUUUCUUCCGACCUCUGGCUCUCCGGCUGCAGCGGCCGGUUUAACGGUUUACUUAGCUGGACCUCAGGGUCAAGUCUUGGGAGGUGGAGUAGCUGGACCGCUUAUUGCUUCUGGACCGGUUAUUGUUAUCGCUGCUACGUUUUGUAAUGCUACUUACGAGAGGUUACCUAUUGAAGAUGAGCAACAACAACCGCAAAUAGAAGAAGCUAAGAAGGAGAAAGAGAAUGAUGAUAACGAGGGUGGGAAUGAUGGUAACGAAGGGACCAUGCAAGCACCGCCACCUCCGAUGUAUAAUAUCCCUCCUGGUUUUAUGCCAAAUGGUCAACAAGACGUGUUUUGGGGUGCUCCACCGCCUCGUGCUCCUCCAUCGUAUUGAUAGUUAGAUAAGUGAUGGUUGCAUGUUGUUCUUUUAGCUGGGAUGGUUAUGUUUUCAUCUUUUGAGAUUAUUUAGGGGUGGUUAGACUUUUGUUUAUUAAGCUCGGAUAACUUCUAGCUAGUUUUUGUUUGUUUUGUGGCGGUUAUUACUAGUUUUUCUGACUGAUCUCGGAUAGCUUUUAUGAUAUGAAUGUUAAACUGAUCGUAAAAUCGGUUUGGAGCUUUAAUGUUCUUCUCUUUAUUAUGUUGAUAAACCUGAGCAAAGUCUUUCUGUGUGUGUGGUAAGUGUUAUUCUUAUUGAUCUUUC
Molecule: messenger RNA, 1330 nt
Organism: Eruca vesicaria subsp. sativa (arugula)
Lineage: Eukaryota; Viridiplantae; Streptophyta; Magnoliopsida; Brassicales; Brassicaceae
Source: the annotation of a GenBank genome assembly